Odocoileus virginianus texanus is the source of this 1825-nucleotide messenger RNA. The record is from RefSeq and is a predicted model, not a curated record. Lineage: Eukaryota; Metazoa; Chordata; Mammalia; Artiodactyla; Cervidae.
AGAGGGCUGCCCGGUCGAAUGCCUAAAGGACCCCGCUUGGCCCGAAAAGCUAGCUAUCGCAGUGCCUGGUGGCCGGGCCCCGCGGCGGGAGGAUCAGGCAGUUUCAGCUACUUCAGAUACAAAAUGAGUACAAGUUGUCUUUGACCUUCAAGUUGAAUGUCUGCAAGCCUUGCCAUGGUGAAGGACAGGGAAGCCUGGCGUGCUGCAGUCCAUGGGGUCACAAAGAGUCAGACACAACAACUGAACAACAAGCCUUGCCAUUGAGGACAGCAAGUGUGUUAAAGGGUUUGAUUUGGCCAGGGUAGAUCCUGACUUAUCUGUAACUUUAGAUAAGAAAUCAUAUGUAUCCAGCAGACUUUAGGCACGGGGUUGGAGGGUGGAUGAGAGGGGGAUGGUAUCCUGGCAACAUCCCAAUUCUUGUCCAUCCAGUCUUGCAAUUCUAGAAUUGAUGGGAGAGCACUGUGUGACCCUACCCUUGUGGCUAGGCUCUAUGGGAAUGUAAAUUGUAAAUCCUCUGUAAAACACAAAAGAUAGGAAGGGAAGGGCGUACUGGCAGAGACAGGUCAUGUUUAAACUUGAACUUCUCCUGAAUGGGUCACUCCUUUGCAGGGUUACAGUUGCACUAACAAGAUUAUCUCCCCCAGUGGGCAACUUGAAGGCCCCUGUACUAGUCCUUUCUCUCAAUCCCAUGAUCCCAGUGGGCAGUUAAAUACUAAGCAACUGUCAUCUGCUUUAUGAAUGUCAGAAGUGAGAGCUCUAGUUGAUUUGCAAGACUGCAUGGCUCCAGAGUAAGAAGGGUGGGGAGUGUAACACUCAUGAGUCUCUAAUCUGGCUCUCUGGUGCAGGAGGGAGAUGACCUCGAUCUUGCGGAGCCCGCAGGCUCUUCAGCUCACUCUGGCCCUCAUCAAGCCUGAUGCAGUUGCUCACCCCUUGAUUCUGGAGGCUGUUCAUCAGCAGAUUCUGAGCAACAAGUUCCUUAUUGUGCGAAUGAGAGAACUCCUGUGGAGAAAGGAAGACUGCCGGAAGUUUUACCGAGAGCAUGAAGGACGUUUUUUCUAUCAGCGGCUGGUGGAGUUCAUGGCCAGUGGGCCGAUCCGAGCCUACAUCCUCGCCCACAAGGACGCCAUCCAGCUCUGGAGGACCGUGAUGGGACCGACCAGAGUGUUUCGAGCACGCCACGUGGCCCCAGAUUCAAUUCGUGGGAGUUUCGGCCUCACCGACACCCGUAACACAACCCACGGCUCAGACUCAGUGGUUUCAGCCAGUAGAGAGAUUGCAGCCUUCUUCCCCGAUUUCAGUGAACAGCGCUGGUACGAGGAGGAGGAGCCCCACUUGCGCUGUGGCCCUGUGCACUACAGUCCUGAGGGUGGCAUCCACUUUGCUGCUCCAGCAGGGGGCCCGGGGCCAGCCUGACCCAGGCCUGUGAGUGUGUGAAGACUGGGGCAUCGCCCAACCUUCCCCACAGACCUCUGCUGCCAGAGCAGUCUUCUAGGACCAAGGAGGCCGGGGGCUGCUUGCGCCAUCUCUGCUGGGCACUGCCAGCUGCGUGAGGGUUAAGCUCCUCACUGCCACCUCUUCUAGAAUCUGUCUACCUCUUCUCUGGAAGGUUCAUGGCUGGUUCAGAGGAAUGACAUCUCCUCUUUUUCAGGGAGCUGUUCAUCAUUUUCAAGGAGAAGCUUGCCCAGCUGUUGCCUGAAAAAUACAGUGACUCUCUAUUAGUCACGUUUAGUCUGUUUUCCUUAAUAAAAGUCAGUAUGCUACUGAAUAAAGGCUGUGAGCACUACUCGAGGUGCUCUCUCUCUCUCUCUCUCUCUCUUUAACUGGA